This is a messenger RNA of Brettanomyces nanus, 2025 nucleotides long. RefSeq lists its product as uncharacterized. Bases 1 to 2025 code for a protein of 674 amino acids. The transcript has a single exon. The record is from RefSeq and is a predicted model, not a curated record. Lineage: Eukaryota; Fungi; Ascomycota; Pichiomycetes; Pichiales; Pichiaceae.
AUGAAACUUAAUAACUGCGUCAGAGCAAUUGCUCUUUUCUCACUUUGCUCUCAAGGAUUUGCUUCACCUGUUGGCCGUUCUUCUGGUGUCGAAGUUUAUGCUCGUAAUGCCGAGGAUCAUGCUGCAGUUACAUUUGACUCACCAAAUGUGCUUCGCAAAAGAGAUUUGUUAGAUGAUGUUGCCACUCUUAUCAGCAACCUUCUUGGUACAACGACCACCUCUGGUGAUGGUUUACUUCUCAAUAUUGACGGUAUUAUUAAUUCACUUAUUGAUGGUAUUGCCGGCUGCGAUGGCUUACUUAAUGAGGUUGGUACUGUCCUUGAUGGUGUCAUUAGUGAUCUCGGUGACGGUACUGACAGUAUUGUUGGUGACCUAGCCACUCUUUUGAACAAUCUUGUCAGUGCUCUUGAAAGCUCUGCUUCGAGUGCUGAUAUUCUUAUAGAUAUCAAUAGUCUUCUUAAUGGAUUGAUUCUCAGCAUAGGUACUGGAACUGAGGAUGAACUCAACGAUGUGGGAAGUUUGCUCACUGAGAUUAUUUCUACAAUUACCACGGCAGAAACUUCUUGUAACAGUUCCGCUGCAAGUGGUGUGUCAUCUACAAGUGGUGUGGCAUCUGCAAGUACCGUGGCAUCUACAAGUACUGCCACUUCGUCCGAUAGUACUGGUAUUCUUGGAGAUGUUGGCGAAAUUAUUGAUGAUAUCAUUGCAAGUCUUACUGACUCCGAUGAUGCUUCAUUGUUUGUGGACAUAUCAACUCUUAUUACGAAGCUAGUAAAUGACCUUGUUGCUUGUGAUGGAUUGCUUAAUGAUCUUGCCGUAGUUAUUUCUCAAGUCCUUUCUGAGACUGGUGCUUCAACUGACAGUGUUCUUGCUCAAGUUGCUGCUUUGCUAGAUACAGUUAUCAGCGCUAUUGCAGAUGGUGCAUCGUCUACUGAUAUUCUCACCGACAUCAACUACUUGUUGGCUGAAACUCUCACAGGUCUAGGAAGUACCAGUGAGGACGUUUUAACUGAAGUUGGUAACUUAGUUGCAGAACUUCUAAAUACUUUAACAACCGCAGAGGCUUCUUGUCCAUCCGCCUCUUCAACCACCGAUACAGGUGCUACUAGUGCUACCACUAAUACUGGUGCCUCUGAUACUACUGCUACUGAAACCGAAGCUAUAACCACUACUGCUGCUACUGCUACUGAAACCGGAGCUACCACUGAAACUGGUGCCUCUACUGCUACUGGUGCCUCUACUGCUACUGGUACUGAAACCGGAGCUACCACUGAAACUGGUGCCUCUACUGCUACUGGUGCAUCUGCUGCUACUGGUGCAUCUGCUGCUACUGGUGCAUCUGCUGCUACUGGUGCAUCUGCUGCUACUGGUGCAUCUGCUGCUACUAGUGCCUCUACUGCUACUGCUACUGAAACCGGAGCUACCACUGAAACUGGUGCCUCUACUGCUACUGGUGCAUCUGCUGCUACUGGUGCAUCUGCUGCUACUGAUGCAUCUGCUGCUACUGGUGCUACUAGUGCUACUGGUGCUACUAGUGCUACUGAUGCUACUGGUGCUACUGGUGCCUCCGCUGCUACUGGUGCUGCCACUAAUACUGGUGCUACUGUUGUCACUGCUGCAACUAAUGGUAAAGGAAAUAGUGAUGUUGCUACCACAAUUGUUACAAUUACUUCAUGUGAAGACCACUCUUGUACUAAGAAGCCAGUUACUACUGGUGUGACUUCGUAUACUACCACUAUUGGCAGUAUUGUUACCGUUCUUACAACCUAUUGCCCAUUGAGUGGAGAGACUUCCGCUCCUUCUUCAGCUGCUUCUGUCCUACAAACAAGCUCUGUUCCAUCUAAUAUAUCAUCUUCGGUUGGAAGCGAAUCCGCCACUCUAGCCACCUCCGUCACCUUAGCCACCUCCGUUGCUUCUGCCUCUGAAACUUCUGAAGCUGUUAUUUCCACAUUCAGUGGAGCCGCCGGAAAGAUCGAGUUCAGUGCUCAAUUUGCUCUCUCCUUGGUCGCUGUUUUGUUGCUAUAA